Molecule: messenger RNA, 518 nt
Organism: Racocetra persica
Lineage: Eukaryota; Fungi; Glomeromycota; Glomeromycetes; Diversisporales; Gigasporaceae
Source: the annotation of a GenBank genome assembly
UGAAGCUGAAAAACCAACCGAUAGUUGGAUUUCUAAUCACAAUUUAGAAUUUAUAACUUAUAUGAUUAUUUUAAAUCGUCUUUAUUGCAGCAAGCAUAUUUGGUAUCAAAGAAAGUAUGAGGAUAAAUGCCUUAAUAUUAAUAAAUCAACAUACACAGAUGAUAUGUUUACUUCUAUCAUGAAAGAUUUUUGUCUAGAGGAUGCUGAUUUUAUUACAUUAAGUGGAGAACUUGAAACAGCUUGCUCUCGCUACCGUAGACAGGGUUUACAUGAAGGUUUCAAUGAGAAGAAUGUAGAGCUUUCUUUAAUGAUGUCGGAAAUGAAUCUUAGUGUUAAAAACUUUAUGAAGGUUGGAGACACAUUACUUGAUAUUGAUAAAUCUAAAAGAGGUCAUAAGAUUGAUGCGGCAAUUGGAAUACGUUUGAUGAAAGAAAAUCUUAUCUAUUUUUUGAUAGUAGAAUCCAAAAAACCAGGCACAGAUCCUAGUAGUGACAAAAGAAAACAAUUACAAGAACAAU